CUGCGCAGCUCCUGUGCGCACACACACACACCAGCAGCACACUGGCAUUUCAGAGGAGGCCAGGCACACACAACUGAAAGAAAAGUACUCUGCUCAGCCCGGCAGCGGCUCCCAGACCCCCGGCCCCCUCCGGCAUGGCUUCCGAAGAACUCUAUGAGGUUGAAAGAAUUGUCGACAAAAGGAAAAAUAAAAAGGGUAAAACUGAAUAUCUGGUGCACUGGAAAGGAUAUGAUAGUGGCGAUGACACCUGGGAACCAGAACAACAUUUAGUGAACUGUGAGCAAUACAUCCUUGAAUUUAACAGGAGACACAAUGAAAAGCUAAAAGACGGUGGCACAAUUACAAAGGCAAAUAGAACAUCUCCAAAUAAUGCCAGAAAACAAAUCUCCAGAUCAACUAAUAGCUCUAUUUCAAGAACUUCUCCAAAAUCAUUAACUCUUAGUAAGGACAGUGAAUCUAGAAACACCUCACUUUCUACUAGUCCAAAAUUACGGAAAAGUCCUCAAGUAAUUCCAGUCAGGAAAAAUAUGGACCUCUCUCGGUCAUCUAUUAAAAUACUUGUACCUAAAAGUCCAAUAAAAAAUAGGAAUUCAGUAGAUGGAUUUGAGAGUGAGUCGGGAGAAAAGCUAAAUCACAUUGAGCAAGAACAGGAUUCUGUUGCGCCUGAAGUAACUGCUGAGAAGCCAGUUGGUGCUUUAUUGGGACCUGGUGCAGAAAGGGCCCGAAUGGGAAGCAGACCAAGGCCCCCAUUACUAGUGCCACAAAUUCAGUUGCCAUUGACCGUUACAGCAUCAUCUGCUUUAGCAUUAAAUGGAAAAGGCACAUCUACCUUCAUGCAGGCAUUGACUGCAAAUGGUACCAGCAAUAUACAGACAUCGGUGGCAGGAGUAACAGGAAAGAGGAAGUUUAUUGAUGAACGAAGAGAACAGUCCUUUGAUAAAAGACUACGUUUCAGUGUAAGACAAACUGAGAGUGCUUAUCGAUACAGAGACAUUGUUGUGCGUAAACAGGAUGGAUUCACACAUAUAUUACUUUCUACAAAGUCAUCUGAGAAUAAUUCCCUGAAUCCAGAGGUAAUGAAGGAAGUCCAGGGUGCCCUAGCAACAGCAGCUGCAGAUGACAGCAAGCUAGUUCUUUUCAGUGCAGUUGGAAGUGUGUUUUGUUGUGGUAUUGAUUUUAUUUAUUUUAUUAGACGCUUGACAGAUGAUCGGAAAAGAGAGAGCACUAAAAUGGCUGAUGCAAUAAGGAUGUUUGUAAGUACUUUUAUACAGUUUAAGAAACCCAUAAUUGUUGCUGUAAAUGGACCUGCCAUUGGACUUGGUGCAUCUAUAUUACCUCUCUGUGAUGUUAUUUGGGCAAAUGAGAAAGCUUGGUUUCAAACACCUUAUACUACUUUUGGACAGAGCCCAGACGGCUGUUCAUCACUUCUGUUCCCUAAAAUAAUGGGUAUUGCAUCUGCAAAUGAGAUGUUACUUAGUGGAAGAAAAUUAACUGCACAAGAAGCAUGUGCAAAAGGACUUGUUUCUCAGGUAUUCUGGCCUGGGACUUUCACACAAGAAGUCAUGGUUCGCAUUAGAGAACUUGUAGCCUGCAAUCCAGUGGUACUUGAAGAAUCCAAAGCUUUAGUCCGUAAUGUCAUGCGUGAAGAUUUAGAACAGACGAAUGAAAGAGAAUGCGAAGUGCUAAAAAAGAUUUGGGGAUCUGCUCAAGGAAUGGACUCCAUGUUAAAAUAUUUGCAAAGGAAAAUCGAUGAAUUCUAAAAAAAAAAAAAAGAAUGUAUGUUUUACAAAGAAGCCUUGAAACACUUUCAGGAACAUCUUUUUAUGAUGCUCUAAAUUUAUUUAAAACUUUGUUUCUCUUUUUGAACAAAUAUC
This is a messenger RNA of Nanorana parkeri, 1874 nucleotides long. It is a transcript of the gene CDYL, whose product is annotated as chromodomain Y-like. Gene Ontology annotation, cellular component: nucleus. The record is from RefSeq and is a predicted model, not a curated record. Gene Ontology annotation, molecular function: transcription corepressor activity. The transcript is spliced from 7 exons. Lineage: Eukaryota; Metazoa; Chordata; Amphibia; Anura; Dicroglossidae. The coding region runs from base 135 to 1760 and encodes 541 amino acids.